Molecule: messenger RNA, 1193 nt
Organism: Elgaria multicarinata webbii
Lineage: Eukaryota; Metazoa; Chordata; Lepidosauria; Squamata; Anguidae
Gene: RBFA
Product: ribosome binding factor A
Exons: 7
Coding region: 54-1178 (374 amino acids)
Biological process (GO): rRNA processing
Source: RefSeq, a predicted model, not a curated record
AGAACGAGGCUGCCCGCGACGGGUCGUUUGGAACGAAAACCCCCGAACGCUCAAUGUGGAGCGUUCGAAAUGGAUUCGCCUUCGCCGCCGCGGCCCAAGCGACUCCGCCUCGCGGAACAGCGAGGGCUGCAGCCUCGUGGUGCUGGUGGCGGCGGCAGCAGCAGCAGCAGCAAUGGCGGCCUGCUCUAGUUGGCGGCCUGCUCCUGUUGAAGUGCCCCGGCUGCCGGGCUCUGCACUGCUCCUCCGUGCUUUGCGGCUCCAGGAAUCUGCUCAGGAAGUUCCUCUCUAAAAAAAAGAAGAAGUUUUGGUAUGAUAGUCCUACACUGGGCUCUCACCUGGUAUACAAGCCAUCCAACUUGGCAAGUGUAUUAAAGCUUCCGCCACCAAAAGCGAAGAAGGAAGACAGUAUACGUAAAAGGACCCUGGAUAGCCUGUUGUUUAAAGCCGUGAGAGAUGUGCUGAGUACCUGUGAUGCUGGCCAAGAACUUCAUGAUCUCAGAUUGGAACUGUCUAAGGCAUCCCUUACAUCAGAUUUUUCAACAUGCCGUAUGUAUUGGAGGACUACUGGCAAUACAGAACAGGAUGAUUAUAUUGACAACGUUCUGCAGAAGAGUGCUUCACGUAUAAGACACAUUCUGAUUACACAUCAGGUCCUGGGAAAUGUUCCUUCAAUAGUGUUUCUUAGAGAUAAAGAAGAUGCUGCUGUGAGAGAAAUUGAGAAGUUACUGGCAAUUGCUGAUUUUGGGCCUGAAAAUGAAGAAAAUGAAUUGGUUCAAAAUGAUUUCAGUGAACGAAGAUCCACCAUGGCUGACACAACUUUGGACUCAUCACACUCUGGCAUCCACACUAAUCUGUUUGGAAUUGAUCAUGAAACUUUAAAUCAGCAAAUAAUUGAAUACAAAAACUUGAAAAAGGUCAAGGAAAUUGAAGGGAUUGGACUGUCAGAGCAACAACAGCAACAGUUGGCUGAGAUACAAAAGCAAAAGAAAUUGAGAUGGAAGAAAUCCAAGAAACCCUCUGAUGAUGAUAUUACACCUCAGAAAUAUCUAAUGGACAAAUACUAUGAAGAUUUUUCAGACAGUGAAUUUGCAUCCUCACAGGAAAAUGAACCACAAUAUGAUCCAGAAGAAAUAGAAAAUGAACUGGAAGUAGAUAAUAGAACCACAAAGCUUAAAUAAACCUGUAAAACUGUG